Molecule: messenger RNA, 4319 nt
Organism: Ochotona princeps (American pika)
Lineage: Eukaryota; Metazoa; Chordata; Mammalia; Lagomorpha; Ochotonidae
Gene: RNF19A
Product: ring finger protein 19A, RBR E3 ubiquitin protein ligase
Exons: 10
Coding region: 405-2843 (812 amino acids)
Biological process (GO): protein polyubiquitination; ubiquitin-dependent protein catabolic process; positive regulation of proteasomal ubiquitin-dependent protein catabolic process
Cellular component (GO): cytoplasm; ubiquitin ligase complex
Molecular function (GO): zinc ion binding; ubiquitin conjugating enzyme binding; ubiquitin protein ligase activity
Source: RefSeq, a predicted model, not a curated record
GUCUGGGAAGCGGCCGCCGAGACCUAGUCCCUCUGUUCACCACCCCACUCCCCGCCGCCACCGCCCCAGCGGAGGGGCGCCGCUUUGGGGUCUGAGGAACGGAUCCCACCCCACCCCCGCCACACACCACACACCACACACACACACACGGCAUUUCCUCGGGUUCCUGCCGCAGCUCUGGGGAAGAUGGGCCUGCUCGCCUGCAGCCCUGCGCCGCCGCGGCUCUGAGGAGUUGAAGGACAUCUAUGUUAACAAUAUUCUGUGAAUUCAACAUUUUUAAGAAUUCUGUGAAGAAAUCAAGUGGGAUUUUCUUACAUCAUGACUUAAUUUGAAUACAAGAAACAAGUUGCAUUUUUAAGUAUAAUGAAGGGCUGUGUGUGAACACUGGCCCUGACUCAAAUCUAAUGAACAUUUUAGACAUGAGUUUACAUCGGCAAAUGGGUUCGGAUCGAGACCUUCAGUCUUCUGCUUCGUCUGUGAGCUUACCUUCAGUCAAAAAGGCACCCAAAAAAAGGAGAAUUUCAAUAGGCGCUCUGUUUCGGAGGAAAAAGGAUAACAAACGCAAAUCCAGGGAACUAAAUGGCGGAGUGGACGGAAUUGCGAGUAUUGAAAGUAUUCAUUCUGAAAUGUGUACUGAUAAAAACUCCAUUUUCUCUACAAAUACCUCUUCUGACAAUGGAUUAACUUCUAUCAGCAAACAAGUGGGAGACUUUAUAGAAUGCCCUUUGUGCCUUUUGCGGCAUUCUAAAGACAGAUUUCCUGAUAUAAUGACUUGUCAUCAUAGAUCUUGUGUGGAUUGCUUACGACAAUAUCUGAGGAUAGAAAUCUCUGAAAGUAGAGUCAAUAUCAGCUGCCCAGAAUGUACUGAACGCUUUAAUCCCCAUGAUAUUCGCUUGAUAUUAAGUGAUGAUGUCCUGAUGGAAAAAUAUGAAGAGUUUAUGCUUAGACGAUGGCUUGUUGCAGAUCCUGAUUGUAGAUGGUGUCCUGCUCCAGAUUGUGGAUAUGCCGUGAUAGCUUUUGGAUGUGCCAGCUGUCCAAAAUUAACUUGUGGACGGGAAGGCUGUGGAACAGAGUUUUGCUACCACUGUAAGCAGAUCUGGCAUCCCAACCAGACCUGUGAUGCUGCCCGACAAGAAAGAGCCCAGAGUUUACGUUUGAGAACGAUACGUUCUUCAUCUGUUAGUUACAGUCAAGAGUCUGGAGCAGCAGCUGAUGAUAUAAAGCCAUGUCCACGAUGUGCUGCUUACAUAAUAAAGAUGAAUGAUGGGAGCUGCAACCACAUGACGUGUGCUGUCUGUGGUUGUGAAUUUUGUUGGUUAUGUAUGAAAGAAAUCUCAGAUUUACAUUAUCUAAGUCCAUCAGGAUGUACGUUUUGGGGAAAGAAACCCUGGAGCCGAAAGAAGAAAAUAUUGUGGCAACUGGGAACACUUGUUGGUGCUCCUGUAGGAAUUGCUUUAAUAGCUGGCAUUGCUAUCCCUGCAAUGAUUAUUGGCAUUCCCGUGUAUGUGGGCCGUAAGAUUCACAGUCGAUAUGAAGGCAAAGAUGUUUCCAAGCACAAACGGAAUUUGGCCAUAGCUGGUGGAGUAACAUUGUCUGUAAUUGUAUCUCCAGUAGUAGCUGCAGUAACUGUAGGUAUUGGUGUUCCUAUUAUGUUAGCUUAUGUCUAUGGUGUUGUUCCAAUUUCUCUCUGUCGAAGCGGAGGAUGUGGAGUCUCAGCAGGAAAUGGAAAAGGUGUCAGGAUUGAAUUUGAUGAUGAAAAUGAUAUAAAUGUUGGUGGAACGAGCACAGCUGUAGACACAACAUCAGUAGCAGAAGCAAGACAUAAUCCCAGCAUAGGGGAGGGAAGUGUCGGUGGUCUGACUGGCAGUUUGAGUGCAAGUGGAAGCCACAUGGAUCGAAUAGGAGCCAUCCGAGACAACCUGAGUGAGACCGCCAGCACCAUGGCGCUGGCAGGCGCCAGCAUAACAGGCAGUCUGUCAGGAAGUGCCAUGGUGAACUGCUUCAACAGGCUGGAAGUACAAGCAGAUGUUCAGAAGGAACGAUGCAGUCUAAGUGGAGAAUCUGGCACCGUCAGCUUGGGGACAGUCAGCGACAACGCCAGCACCAAAGCAAUGGCAGGAUCCAUCCUGAAUUCCUACAUCCCGUUGGACAAAGAAGGCAACAGUAUGGAAGUGCAAGUCGAUAUUGAGUCAAAGCCAUCUAAAUUCAGGCACAACAGUGGAAGCAGCAGCGUGGAUGAUGGCAGUGCUGCCCGAAGUCACGCUGCUGGUUCAUCCAGUGGCUUGCCGGAAGGGAAAUCCAGUGCCACCAAGUGGUCCAAAGAAGCAACAGCAGGGAAAAAAUCAAAAAGUGGUAAAGUGAGGAAAAAGGGCAAUAUGAAGAUAAAUGAAACCCGAGAGGACAUGGAUGCCCAGUUGUUAGAACAGCAGAGCACGAACUCGAGCGAAUUCGAAGCUCCCUCCCUCAGUGACAGUAUGCCAUCUGUAGCUGAUUCCCACUCAAGUCAUUUCUCUGAAUUUAGUUGUUCUGAUCUAGAAAGCAUGAAAACUUCAUGUAGUCAUGGUUCCAGUGAUUAUCAUGCCCGCUUCGCUACUGUAAACAUUCUUCCUGAGGUGGAAAAUGACCGUCUGGAAAAUUCCCCACAUCAGUGUAGCAUUUCUGUUCUUCCAAACACUGCUUCAUGUUCCGAAGUUCCACAGUUGGGUCAUAUUGCUGAAGAACAUGGCAACAGUGGAAUAAAACCUAAUGUUGAUUUGUACUUUGGUGAUGCACCAAAAGAAACAAAUAACAACCACUCACUUCAGACAAUGGACUUGAAAGUUGCAAUCCAAACUGAAAUUUAGUCCCAUAAAUGCUGCAAAAUAAAUAUCACUGAACAACAUUGUUUGGAGCUGGUUGAAUUACGUGUGACUACUUUACAGUUACCAGCAAAAUCCAGGUUUCACAAUCCUAAUGCAGAUGCAUUUUCUAUGUUCAGCAAAAGCAUUGUGUUUUGUGUGGGUCAUUAUUACCAAACUAUGAAACGAAAGGCUUUAAAAGUGCAUUAUUGUAAAGAUAAUUAAUCUGCAACAGCAAAGAAUGUUCUGUGUGUUUAACACAGAACAUUGCUUGAAGCACAUAUUUGUGUCUUUAGAUAGAAGUUUGGCUUUAUUUAUAAUCAAUAUAAAAUACUAAUGGAGUUCUACAGCAUUCUUACGAAGAAGAGUUGAGGAUUGCAGAUCAGUGGUUAGUGACAUUUUAUUGAAACCACUAAGGGAUACUAUGUAAAAGAACUUUGCAGGUUGCUCUGGUAUGUGAUAUUCUUAGUAAGAUUUCUGUUCAUAACUGGUCAAAAAAGUAACUGGUCAAAAACCGGUUUUCCCCUUCAUCUGCAAUGUGGAUAUAUAGAGAGAGCUUAAUGCAGCCCAUUCGCAACCAUUUGGAUACUUAGAUACUUUGAGCAAGAUUGUGGCAGCCUUUGCACAACUUUGAAAUAGAAAUACUUGGUACCCUAUAUAUCUCGCAUCUUGACGAUGUCAUCUUAGAAGAAAAAUAUAAAGGUAGGUAAUUAAGUAUACUGACAGCAGCAAAUAAGAUGUAUUAAAACUGCAAAAAUAACACCCCAGUAGGCUCUAAGUAUUACAAAAAAGCCACCUUUUUAUUGAGUGCUAAUGCCUUUGGAAUAGAGUGGGCUUUGAGGGCCUGGUCUGAGGAUUUUGCUGUUUUGUUUUCCAUAAUGUCCUAUCACCUUGGAUUAUAUCGAAAAAUACAAGAAAUAGAUGAACAUAAGUGUGAUUAAUAAAAAUGCUGAAACAGUAUUAGCCUACCAAAGACAUGCUCAGCUUCUAGUGAAUAACAUUAUGCCACAUAACCUCAGUUUUGAACACAUGUGUAUCUUUGCCAACCCUGGAAGCAAAACUUGGAGCCGAGCCUAUACCAAGGCCCAAAAGACCCGUUUGAUUGGCUCAGUUUUCUUUUGCUUUUGUUGCUGGAAGAUGCUCAGUUGACAUAAGCAGAAGUUAUUCUAUUAAUUUCCUGGUAUAGAGUCUCUUAAAGCAGGUGAAACUCAACUAUAGCAGUUUACAAUGUCCCAUCUCACAUGUUUAAGUAUUACCAUUAUGGUGCUAUGGAGCAUUUGCUUUUGAUAAAAAGAAAAAUGUCAUGGGCUGCAGUCUUUCUUCACUUCUCUUCACCAGGUCCAAUAAUAUGCUUAUAACACUAGUGCCAGUUAUUUUAUUUGAUAAAACUUAUUAUGUAUUUGUAUAUUUGUUUGCAUCCCAAUCUGGUUCAAUAAUGAGUGUGUAAAAUGCCUAUGAAAAAUAAAUGUAAAUACUAAUGUA